This is a messenger RNA of Apodemus sylvaticus (European woodmouse), 1428 nucleotides long. Its product is annotated as preferentially expressed antigen in melanoma-like protein 7. The coding region runs from base 1 to 1428 and encodes 475 amino acids. The transcript has 3 exons. Gene Ontology annotation, biological process: positive regulation of cell population proliferation; negative regulation of DNA-templated transcription; negative regulation of cell differentiation. Gene Ontology annotation, cellular component: cytoplasm. The record is from RefSeq and is a predicted model, not a curated record. NCBI's taxonomy places the organism in Eukaryota, Metazoa, Chordata, Mammalia, Rodentia, Muridae.
AUGGAGCUGGAAGCCCCACCCACACUCCUGCAGCUGGCUGCACAGUGCACGGUGUUGAAGGAUGUUCUGACAAGUUCUGUUCUGCAGGACCUACCAAGGAAACUCUUCCCACCACUGUUCAAGGAGGCUGACACUCAGAGGAAAGCAAAGAUGAUUAAGAUCCUGGUGGAAUACUGGCCCUACCCUUGCCUUCUUGUUGGGUUGCUGAUAGAUAAGCCCAACUUGGAGACCUUCCGGGCUAUACUGGAUGGAGUUGGCACAUGGCUGAAACGAAAGUAUCGCCCCAGGAUGGGGAAGCUUCAAGUGGUUGACUUGAGGAAUGCACACCAUGACUCCUGGGAUAUGCAGGCUGGAAGAGAAGGUAAAGACCAAUCAGUAGAAACUAUACUUGAGAAGCAAGUAGUGGAAAGCCACUCAAGGAAGCAGCGUUUGAGGGUGUUCAGUGACCUUUCCUUUAAGUCUUCACAGCAUGAAGAUAAAUACCAAACACAUUUGUUGCAGUGGGCAAAGGAAAGAAAGGGUUUCCUGCAUCUGUGCUGUGAGAAGUUGGAGAUUGGAGCAUUAGAAGUGUCCAAGGUCAGGAAGGUGUUAAAAAUUUUACAGCCAGAGUUCAUCAAGGAGUUGAAACUGAAUACAGUGGGGAGUCUGUCCAAAUUGGCAAAACUUGUUCCUUGCAUCAGCAAGAUGAGAAAUCUUCACAAGCUCAUGUUAGUACGAAUCUUUGGAAGAAGUACUUACACACCCUUGGAUGAAAGGAAUAUUACCAAGAUCAUUUCUCUGUUCCCCAAACUCAGCUAUCUCCAGCAUCUCACUAUCGAUGAUGUCUAUUUUCUCAAAGAGCACAUGAAUGUGUUGUUCAGGUGUCUGGAGUCUCCCUUGGUAUCCCUGACCAUCAUUCUGUGUCAGAUCUCUCAGUCAGAUUUGGAGUCAUUUGCCCAGCGUUGGAAUUAUGGUCAGCUUAAACAUCUGUGCUUGAAAGGUGUCCCUUUAACUACACUGAAUGUCACACCUCUCCAGUUUUUCUUAGAGACUGUUGCAGACACUCUGCAGACUCUAGAGUUAGAAGACUGUAGGAUGAAUGAUGCUCACCUCAAUAUCCUUAGGCCUGCCCUGAUCCAAUGCACCCAUCUCACUAGCAUCAAUUUUUAUGACAAUAACAUUUCCAUGGAGGCUCUGAAAGACCUUCUGCGCCACACUGCGAACAUGAGCCAGCUGAGCACGGAACUAUACCCUGCUCCAGUAGAGGUCUAUAAUGAGUGGCGAUAUGUUCAAGUAGAGAUAUUUUCUCAGCAAUGUGCUGAACUCAUGAACACACUCAUGGCUGUAAGGCAGCCCAAAUCAAUCUGCUUUGGGACCUAUUCCUGUUAUGACUGUGAUACACGUUGUAUCUAUGAAAAGAAGACCACAUUUUGUGAAUGCUUGCAGUAA